CCCCCCACCCACCCCCGAUCGCGUCUGGUUCCCGUCCACCCCACACCCCGGGGGAGAUCGGGGCUGUGGUGGAGAUCGAGCCAAAAGCUUCCUAGCCGGGGACAUGGUGGGCUUCACGGUCCCCGCGGAAGUCAGCGUGUUUUUGCUCGACGUGGAAGGCACCACCACUCCGAUCACGUUUGUCAAGGAUAUUCUGUUUCCUUACAUCAGGGAAAAUAUUCGCGAUUAUCUAGACACCCACUGGGAAGAAGAAGAGUGCCAGCAAGAUGUUGGCCUGCUGAGAAAACAGGCUGAAGAAGACUCUCAUAUGGAGGGAGUGGUGCCUAUCCCACUGGAAACCAGGGAUGGAGAAGAAGAGGUUGAACGGGUCAUCCAGGCCGUGAUAGACAAUGUCCUCUGGCAGAUGUCUUUGGACAGGAAGACCACAGCUUUGAAACAGCUCCAGGGCCACAUGUGGAGAGCGGCCUACGAAAAUGGCCGCUUGAAGGGAGAAUUCUUUAAGGAUGUCGUUCCCGCAGUGAAAAAGUGGAAAGAAGCAGGAAGAAAGGUGUAUAUUUAUUCCUCUGGGAGUGUGGAAGCUCAAAAACUUUUGUUUGGAAACUCUACAGAAGGUGAUAUUUUAGAGCUCUUUGAUGGUCACUUUGACACCAAGAUAGGACCUAAAGUUGACAGCGAGAGCUACCAGCGGAUUGCUGCAAGCAUUGGAUGUGCCACCAACAACAUACUAUUCUUGACGGACGUCACUCAAGAAGCAGAUGCUGCCGAAGAAGCGGACAUGCAUGUGGCUGUAGUGAUUCGGCCGGGCAACGCAGGACUGACAGACGAUGAGAAAUCGUAUUACAGACUCAUAACCUCUUUCAGCGAACUGUUCCUGCCGUCCUCUGCUUAAUUUAAUUUGCACCUAGGAUUAAGGAAGAGGGAUGGGGAAAGAGGAGAGGAGCAGCUGAGAAAAAUCCUCCUUACCAUUUAUUGUCAUUCCUGCCAGCGAUAAAAGAGUCUCAAAAACAGGACUAUUGGGCGCCUGACUUCCCCGAUGACCCAAAAUUGGAACCCGAUGGAAAAUUUGCCGGUUCUGUGACUGGAGCAAAGUGAAGCUCUCAACAAGGGGCUGCCUUGGUUUUUUCUUUGGAUUUGCAAACGGAAAAGUCAAGAGGUGCAACUCAAAGAGAAGGUCCUCCUGUCUUUUGGAGGUCAACCGGUGGGAUGCAAAGCCCACCUCCCAGUCAGUUCAAAGGGGCCAGCAGUGAAGACUUUCCUUACAGGAUGUGUCUUGGGUAUAUACUACAAACUCCUCAUCUUGUAUUGGCGUCACACUUGAUGGCAGGUUUUUAAAGUCUUCUGGUCUUCUUGUUUGUAGUGAACGUAGGGGAAAUCCAGACUAUUUAUAGUUGAAAAAAACGUGGCAAGCGGAGCUCUCUGAAUUGAUUGGUCUUGGGAAAGGGAAGGAAAAAGUAGCACAGGCAGCAUUAACUCAAUCAAACAUGCAAGCUAGUAAGAACAUCUGUGCCAACUGGAACAUGUUUGCAUGUGGAAGGCAUGAUUGAUCCUUUGUCACAAAAAAGUUGCAUGAUUGCUCAAAGGUUGUCCUUAAACCUGGGGGAAAGGGAGUGCUUUAUUAAUAAUUUUUUUUUCCUGGGAUCAAAUAGCUGGAAAAUUGCAUUCUAAAAAUCCUGCAGGUUAGUCCUUUACCUAGUGCGCUUGAAGGUGUAACGGAUACCUUAAUUGUUUUGUGUGGCUUCACUUGUUCCUUUUAUGUGCAGCAUUUCAAGAGUGGUAAGCAUGUCUCAAUGUCGACACCGCUUCCUUUUCCUUUUGGUUGGUUUUUCAAGGCCUCCCGAGUGUUUCCAGCAAUCCAAAACGGAAAUACUUGUCUCUUCAGCAUGUUGCACAUUUUUAUGUUCUGCUAGAAGUGCUAUUUUGCUUCCUCAAACCCUACUCCUUCUCACGAAGGAUGUAAGGGGGAACAAUCCCAAAAUCCUAUUGAACGGAACUUAAUGCCAAUAUUUGUUUCCAUUUGGCCAACCUAUUUACCGUGUUUCCCCGAAAAUAAGACCCUGUCUUAUAUUUUUUUGAACCCUGGAAUAAGCGCUUGGCCUUAUUGUCAUGCACUCAAAAGCCCAAUUGGGCUUAUUAUCAGGGGAUGUCUUAUUUUGGGGGAAACAGGAUAGGAGUUACAUCCUUGCUUGGAAAUGGGCCUAUUGUAACAACUGCAAAGCUGGAUAAAGUACUGAAAUCGUAAGAUGUCAUCCCAAUUUAAUUGGAAAUGUCCAGAGAAUCUAGUAGGCUGCCCGGAGUCUUAACAAUGGAACCAAGCACACAAUAUCUAAUUCCAAAAUUUGAUGUCCUGUAUGUAUGUUGUGGGCAGCCCUUCCAAUACUUGAAGAUGUUGUUAGAAAUCGGCCUUGCGGUUGUGUUCCAGGUAGAAAGGGCUGAUUCUCAGAAAUCCCCUAUACAAUCCAUGUACGGUAGGAAAAGUCAGACAUGGUAUUAAAAUUCUUGUGUAUUGAGCUUAUAAAUCCUUUCCCAGUCUGGAUGCUAAUGGAGAGUGGCUCCAUAUUACCAAUUUAAUCAAUGUCAAUAUAGGAUUGUCGCCUUGUGGUGCAUGUCUUGCCUUUAAAUAAAAUCUAUGACUGAAGUAGAA
Pantherophis guttatus is the source of this 2641-nucleotide messenger RNA. It is a transcript of the gene ENOPH1, whose product is annotated as enolase-phosphatase 1. Gene Ontology annotation, molecular function: magnesium ion binding; acireductone synthase activity. NCBI's taxonomy places the organism in Eukaryota, Metazoa, Chordata, Lepidosauria, Squamata, Colubridae. The record is from RefSeq and is a predicted model, not a curated record.